Messenger RNA from Drepanopeziza brunnea f. sp. 'multigermtubi' MB_m1, 423 nucleotides. The record is from RefSeq and is a predicted model, not a curated record. Lineage: Eukaryota; Fungi; Ascomycota; Leotiomycetes; Helotiales; Drepanopezizaceae.
AUGGACAUCAAGGACGAUGAUUUACUCAUGCGAAUCGCAGAUGACUCUAUUAUCGGUGCGUUUCCCACAGCAGAGAUGGAGCAUCCUCCUCUCCACGGAAGUCUCGGAAGCUUGCAGUUCCCCAAGUCUUCGGGCGAUGCAGUCCUGAGCGGUUUCGGAGCAGUGGUGCGAGGGGACGAGAAAAGGAACCGCAAUGCACAACCGUCCUCCGUCGACAGGGCGUCCUCGCCCGAAGUUGUGUUGAUGGCGGACUGGAGCUAUCCGAUCGAUAUCGGGAACGUGGGCGCCAUGAUUUGGGAUCUGUUCGAGGGCAAGACGACGUUCCGUCGCGAAGAUCCCGACGGCGAGGGUUAUUCCGCGCGUGCUCACUUCGCGGAGAUCAUCGGCAAUUCGAAGCAGGAUUGGAAUACUUGUUGGUAUUAG